This is a messenger RNA of Ornithorhynchus anatinus (platypus), 930 nucleotides long. Its product is annotated as vomeronasal 1 receptor ornAnaV1R3020. Lineage: Eukaryota; Metazoa; Chordata; Mammalia; Monotremata; Ornithorhynchidae. The record is from RefSeq and is marked inferred. Gene Ontology annotation, cellular component: membrane. Gene Ontology annotation, molecular function: pheromone receptor activity. The coding region runs from base 1 to 930 and encodes 309 amino acids. Gene Ontology annotation, biological process: G protein-coupled receptor signaling pathway. The transcript has a single exon.
AUGUAUUCCACAGAGAUCACUUUCGGGAUCGUGAUUUUGUUGCAGUUCUGCAUUGGUGUCGCAGUGAACAACUUCCUCCUCCUAUUUUUCACCCGCGUGAUCUCCGCCAGCCAAAAGCCCAGCUCCUCUGACCUGAUCCUCGCCCACCUGGUCUUGGCUAACAUCAUCAUCCUCCUUACCUGCGGGAUCCUAGAGACCUUGUCGGCUUGGGGGCUGAGAAAUUUCCUGGAUGACGCGGGAUGUAAAAUCCUCAUGUACCUGUAUCGAGUGGGCCGGGGUCUUGCCAUCUGCACCACCUGCCUCCUGAGCGUCUUCCAGGCCGUCACCCUCAGCCCCGGCACCUCCCGCUGGGCAAGAGUCAAAUUCAAAUUGCCCAGGAGCAUCCUCCCCUCCUGCCUCGUCUCCUGGGUCAUCAAUUUGCUGAUUGAUUUUGAUACAGUGAUAUACAUGAGAGGUCCCCAGAACGGCAGCGGAGUCCGAAUCAUAUUGGACCUCGAAUACUGCUCAGAAGUUAAUGACAGUGCAGAAGUGACCCUGGCCGUCACAAUCUUGUACUCUCUCCGCGAUCUGUUCUUCGUGGGGCUCAUGUGCGUGGCCAGCGGCUACAUGAUCUUUCUCCUGCACAGGCACCACCAGCAGGUGCGAUACCUCCACGCGCCCGGAUGCUUCCCCAAGGCGAUGCCCGAGGUCAGAGCGGCCAAGAGAGUCAUCGCCCUGGUCACCCUCUACGUCCUCCUCUACGGACGACAGACCAUCACUCUGUUUGUUUUAGUCAAUGCGAAAGCCAAGUCUCCUCUGUUGGUGAAGAGUCACAUGGUGUUUUCACUUACCUUCUCAGCCUUCAGUCCGUUCCUGAUGAUCCACAGCGACGGGAGAAUGCGGACAUUCGGUAAAAGGGGAUCUUCUGUGUCUGCUUUGGAUUCCUCCUAG